UCCCCAUCCAGAACCUUCCCCCAGCGCCCACCUCUAUUUAAUCACACACACACGGGGCGACGGGAAGAAAAGGGCAAGGCAGUGCUUAACUGACGCGAGACGCAAGCGAGGAGCGGGAGGACGAGAAGGCUUCGCCGGGGCAGGAUCGUUGCGGCCACGAAAGAUGUCUUACUCAAGAGGAUCAAGGUAUGAAUCUCGCUCACCAUACAGGAGAAGCAGCUAUUCAAGAUACAGGAGUCGGUCUAGGAGUGUGGACUCGAGUGAUGCUGAAAACCCUGGGAACAACCUGUAUGUGACUGGUUUGUCAGCUCGUGUAACGGACCAGGAUCUGGAGAAGCACUUUUCUACUGAGGGAGAGGUGAUCGAUGCAAGCAUUGUGCAUGAUCCUUGGACAAGGGAAUCGCGAGGGUUUGGUUUUGUUACCAUGGCUACUGUUAAGGAGGCAGAUCGCUGCAUCAAAUAUCUGGACCGUUCUGUGUUGGAAGGUCGGGUCAUAACUGUUGAGAAGGCAAAGAGAAGACGAGGUAGAACCCCAACACCUGGGAAGUAUCUUGGCACAAAAUCAUCACGUGGACGGAGGUCCCCAAGCUACUCGCCUGUUCGGAGGGACCGUUACAGCUCACGCUACUCACCUGAUCGUGAACGAUCUUAUUCUCCUUAUAGUAGACGCCGAUCGUACUCUCCGUAUGACAGGCGACGAUCGCACUCCCCCUAUGACAGAAGGCGAUCAUACUCCCCCUACGACAGACGGCGAUCAUACUCCCCCUAUGAUCGGCGCCGGUCAUACUCGCCUUACUACAGCAGUCGGUACCGUUCAAGGUCUCCAUACCGCUACAGAAGACGGAGGUCACCUUCCUAUGACCGUUCCGCUUCACCAUACUACAGCAGGCGCCGCUAUCGAUCUGUCUCCAGGUCACCCAGUGCUUCUCCAAGGGCUAGAGGUCGGAGCUAUUCACGCAGUUUAUCGCCACAGGGAAGCUAUUCUCGAAGCUGUUCCCCAGUGUCAGAAAGAUCAACGAGCUAUUCUCCAAAGAAAGGGCAUAGUAGAAGGGAACGCACACGCAGCAGAUCUUCUGGCAAGAGGCGUCGUUCAAGGGAAAGCUAUUCUCACAGUCGGAGUUCGUACUCUAGGUCUGUCUCUAGGGAGCGCUCAGCUUGAGCUGGAGGUCUGUGUACUAGGCAAGAAUAAGAUGCGUUCUGUAUCUAUGAGAAUUAUGUAUGUUAAUAUUUCUAUUCUGAACUUGAAACAGCGUGGGGUGUGUGCAUUUGUGUAUUAUGUUUAUGUUGUAUGAGGUACUGCCAUAUUUCAGAAAUGUUAUUGACGUUGUUGUCUCUA
This is a messenger RNA of Setaria italica (foxtail millet), 1336 nucleotides long. RefSeq names its product serine/arginine-rich splicing factor SR45a. NCBI's taxonomy places the organism in Eukaryota, Viridiplantae, Streptophyta, Magnoliopsida, Poales, Poaceae. Gene Ontology annotation, molecular function: RNA binding. The transcript has 7 exons. The record is from RefSeq and is a predicted model, not a curated record. Gene Ontology annotation, biological process: positive regulation of mRNA splicing, via spliceosome. Bases 164 to 1159 code for a protein of 331 amino acids. Gene Ontology annotation, cellular component: spliceosomal complex.